CCCUUUUUGCGUGUCUUUGUUGAUCAUUAUCAUGACACAGUCCAAUAGGCCUAUAACUUGUCUAGCUAGGAGUUCCAAGCGCGAGAUCGAAAAGACAAAGGUAAAAUCUGCCAGGGUUUCGAAGCGUCGCCGCAAAGCGUAAUCCAGUACAGUUUUAACAAUUUGCCCAACCGAAAUCAAGUGAUCACAUCAAUAUGCUCAAAUCAUCGCUCUUUCUCGGCCUCAUAACGAUUUUAGGUCCAGGAGCAUAUGGACAAGAGGACAAGGUCUUGUGGCUGGCAGCCUUGGAUGGGGACGUGGAUACGGUCAAGGCCGCUGUGAAUGGAGGGGUCACAUCAAGGCUGGCCAAUGAGAAUGGUCUGACAUUGCUUCAUGCGGCAGCAAUGGGUGGUCACUUGUCUUUGGUCAAGUUCUUGGUGGAAAAUGGAGCGGGAGUGAACCGGAAGAAGGUCAAAGGGGAAACGCCUCUUUUUAUCUCUAGCGCCAAUGGCAGGGUCGAAGUGGUCAAAUACUUACUUGAACAAGGAGCCAAAGUUGACAAACCUGACGAUGACAAGUGGACCCCUCUUCACAUUUCUGCUUACCACGGACACUUGGGUGUCGUUCAGCUCUUGGUGGAGAAUGGUGCCAAUGUGAACUUGGAAGUAGAUGAAGGAGCCACUCCCGUUUUGUUUGCUAGCCAAAAUGGUCACACUGAAGUUGUCAAAUAUCUUCUGGAGAAAGGCGCUAAUCCAAAUAACUACGACAACGUUCGAAGGACCCCUCUUCACAUGGCAGCCCUGAAUGGGCACAAAUCUGUAGCCCAGGUCUUGCUCAAGGCUGGAGCAAGGACAAAUAUCAGAGAUGGAAAUGGAAUGACGCCCAAAGCAGCCGCCUUGUCAAGUGACAAUAGUGACUUGGCUAAUAUCUUAUGAUUCGUUUCCACUGCAUAAAAAAAUCUUUUAAGAGUUUGAGAAUGUAAAAAAAAGUAUUUCUAUACGA
Tigriopus californicus is the source of this 981-nucleotide messenger RNA. RefSeq names its product ankyrin repeat, PH and SEC7 domain containing protein secG-like. Bases 195 to 914 code for a protein of 239 amino acids. The transcript is spliced from 3 exons. The record is from RefSeq and is a predicted model, not a curated record. Gene Ontology annotation, cellular component: nucleus; cytoplasm. Gene Ontology annotation, molecular function: protein binding. Lineage: Eukaryota; Metazoa; Arthropoda; Copepoda; Harpacticoida; Harpacticidae.